Messenger RNA from Ceratotherium simum simum (southern white rhinoceros), 664 nucleotides. Its product is annotated as C-C motif chemokine 4. Gene Ontology annotation, cellular component: extracellular region. The record is from RefSeq and is a predicted model, not a curated record. Gene Ontology annotation, molecular function: chemokine activity; CCR chemokine receptor binding. NCBI's taxonomy places the organism in Eukaryota, Metazoa, Chordata, Mammalia, Perissodactyla, Rhinocerotidae. Gene Ontology annotation, biological process: eosinophil chemotaxis; positive regulation of GTPase activity; inflammatory response.
CAACUCAGUAUCAGCACAGAACACAGUCGGGUUCUGAAGCUUCUGGGUUCUGCAGUCUCAGCUCUAAGAAAGCCUCUCCUCCUCCAAGACCAUGAAGCUCUGCGUGACUGUCCUCUCUCUCCUCAUGCUAGUGGCUGCCUUCUGUUCUCCGGCGCUCUCAGCACCAAUGGGCUCAGACCCUCCCACUGCCUGCUGCUUCUCCUACACCAUGCGGAAGCUUCCUCGCAACUUUGUGAUCGAUUACUAUGAGACCAGCAGCCUCUGCUCCCAGCCAGCCGUGGUAUUCCAAACCAAAAAGGGCAGACAAGUCUGUGCCAACCCCAGCGAUGCCUGGGUCCAGGAGUACAUGGAUGACCUGGAGCUGAACUGAGCCGCCCUAGAUGCAGGGGCAGGAUGUCCCCAGGGAAGGUCACCUGAGCCCGACGCUUCUCAGUGAGACACACGCUCUCAGUGCUCACGACUCCUCCCAGUGGUCCCAAUUCCUUCUCUAAUUUAAUCUUUCUUAUGUGCUGUGUGAUUGUAUUUGGUGUUAUUUCCAUUAUUUAUGUUUGUUUUGCCAAAGGACACGUGUCCCCCAUGGGGAUGGUCCACCAUCACUGUUUCUCUGCUAUUGCGGAUAUGUGUAUAAUGUAGUUGGUUCCAUGUGUUUUCAUAAUAAAAAUUU